UCAGUCAGUCGCCGCGGCCUCUAGAGCCGCGCCCGAGGACCUGUCUCCGUCCAGGACUCCCCCCUCCCCCGGGUGUCCGCGCUCUGGUCUGCUCCUGGCGCGCCGAUGGCCGCUUGCGGCGAGACUUCUGGCCGCCGCCGCUGAGGUCGGCAGUCCGCUGGCACCGCAUCAGGACCGCGGGGACCCCCCUUGUGACCGGGGGCUAUUUCGAGAGACUGCGCCCCCUUCUCCCCCCACCUUCGUAGCAGCGUCUGAACAUCUGAGCGGCCGUGGCUCCAUUGUGUCUCCCUGCAGAACCAGCGCACCAGGGCUGAUGGCGGCGACCCGGCUGCUGCUGCUGCUGUGGGGCGGAGCCCUGUGCUGCGUCACGGCGCAGACGCCCGAGCAGGUGAUGGUGGUCCCGGUGGGAGCGACCGUGGUGAUGCCGUGUCCCAGCAACGACGACGACCACAUCUUCCAGUUCUGGCAGCUGGCGGCGGGAGACCGCGUGGUGGGGCCCACCAACCUGCCCAGCCGCGACAAGUACAAGUUCGACGCUCCCUCGGGCACGCUGUACAUCAGGGCAGUGUCCACGGCGGAGGCCGGCUUCUACCGCUGCGUGGCCAAGAACGUGGACAACAAGCGGCUGGUGGUGAAGGCGGUGGAGCUGGUGGUGCGCAGCAGCCCCGAGGACUUGGAGGACUCCAUCUUCGAGACAUCCCUGUUCCGGGGCCUGGUGUCCGUCGGCGCAGUGCUGCUGCUGCUGCUGCUCGGCGUCCUGCUGUUCCUCCUGUGUCGGAGGAGGGGCGCCUCCGAGCUGGCAGGGGCGGUCGACGAGGAGUCCCGCGGGGAGGCGACGGCGCGGAGGGGCACCUACAACCCCACCACGGUGCCCGUGACGUCGCCCCAGAAGCCGGGGGCCAGCCAGGGCGUCGACAACCCGGCCUUGGAGACGGACUUCCCCCGGGUGUUCCGGGCCCUGCAGCGCGACGACAAGGCAUGAGGCGGCCUCCUCUCGCCGUCCGAACAUCGUCGCAGGGUGGACAGUGGCGGAUCCAGGAUUUUGGUUUGGGAGGGGCCAUGACCCAGCUGAGGCUAGGCUUUAUCAAGGCAAACACUAAAACAAUAGUGGACCCAGAUGCUUUUGGAGGGGGCUUGCGCCCCUUAGCUCCCCCUCUGUAUCCGCUACUGAGGGGGGAAAAGACUCUCUCUGCACCUCGGGGCCGAAACGUGCCUUUGUCCAGAUUCAGUGACAGCCCUGUACGCCACUUUCGCUGUCCAAAUUAUCUGUAUAGUAUUAUCUUUGGGUUUGUCAGUUUCUCGCUGCAUUGUUCAAGGUUGUUUUAUGUCUGUAUUUACUGAUCUUUUUUUGCGACUGUCUCAUCAUUGUGAGCCCACUGUGUUCGUCUAUGCUGUGAUAUUUUUCUGAGUAAUUCCUUCCAUUGAAUUCUCUGUGCUGUCUAAACGUAAGCUGAAUUUAGCUUGUUUUCUGUUUGAUUAUCUUUUUUGCUAAUAAUUCUUGAGGUUUCUUUACAAACAUCAGUGUUUACCAGCAAUGACACAUGCCCACCAAAAUGUUUUCAAUCAAUGUGGAUGAUUCAACAAAGACGGAGGGAAUAAAAACUCUACAUUCACACAAAUGAGGGCAACACAGGCAAAAACAGCAAAGCUUCCUACAAUGAAACCGUUGCUGCAACACACAAAUGGCCUGCUAUAACAAGCACAUGUCCACUCCUCAUUUCCUUACUUAUUCCCAUUGCAAAAUUUGUGUUUAACAAAACAAUAAUUGCCAGCAUUGUUUUCAGAAUUGUAGACACUUAUUUUGGCACGUGCAAAUAACCACGACUGAGUUUUUUUGUAGGGAAAUUCUGAUACAGGGCCACAAAUGAAAAGGGACACACAUCCUCAACUAGCCUUAGCGCUCAUGGGCCUGUGGACUAGCAGCACACAAGCCACUCCAGUUGUGCAACCUUUGAACUGAACAAAAUAUAUCACUAGAACUACCAUCACUUGAAGAAGAGUGUUACCAACAAGAUACAGAGCUAUGGUAUUUUAAAUGUUUGUGACAUAAACUUCAGAGUGAAAUUUAAAUUAAUUGAGUGUGUGGUUUUCUUAGGUGCAUAUACUAUUUAUGAAUGAUGAUUGAAUGGUAUACCUAGAUGUUCCUAAAACCAAAGUGAAUAACUUAUGGAAAGAGUUAAUACAGAAUGUUAUUUUCUUGACUACUGUUGUAAAUCUGUUAUUAACAGUUGUUUGAAAGUGCCAUAAUUGUAGAAUAUGUACGUAUUGUUAGUUCGAAGGGAAUACCUUAUUGAUUGAUUAUUCGCUAUGCUUGCCUUGAUUUACAGUUUGAGCUAAGUUCAUUAGCUCCUCACCAAAACUCUCAUGAACAGAGGCGUAACUAGACUAGUUCCCAACCAGGGCAAGAACUCAUCUUGGCAAACACCCCCACCCCUCUCCCUUUUUUUUAAACCAACCAAAACCAAAACAUUUCCCGACAAUGCACCGCAUAUUGUAACAACAUAUUAAUUCCACUGUACUAUUCCAAAUAUAUUUUUGAUUUUCCAAAUAUAUUUAUAUUUAAUUUAGAUGGUAAAUAAAUAGUUUUGCAGUCAUUGCAAGUUAAAUAGUGUGCGAAAAAUACCAUAUGUAUACAUUUGUGCUAUCUUUCAAUACAAAUACAUAAUUCAGUUCAUCAGCCC
Molecule: messenger RNA, 2681 nt
Organism: Bacillus rossius redtenbacheri
Lineage: Eukaryota; Metazoa; Arthropoda; Insecta; Phasmatodea; Bacillidae
Exons: 7
Coding region: 314-982 (222 amino acids)
Source: RefSeq, a predicted model, not a curated record